UCGGGUCUCCUGUUGGCGGCUGGUUGCUGGAACCUGUUGCUCCGCAGUUCCGUGUUGUGCAAUGGACGGCAGUGUCCACCAAGAUUUAACAGUUGGUACUAAGGCCUGGUCUCUCUCUCUCUAAAUUAAGUUACUCUUCUUCCGAGAUGCAAUUUCAGAGAGGAUCUGAAGAGCUUUUCCCCAGCGUCUCCAGCGCCCCGUAUAUCAUGAGCACCACAGCCAAUGGCAACGACAGUAAGAAGUUCAAAGGUGACAUAAGAGGCCCCGGCGUGCCGUCCAGGGUCAUCCACAUCCGAAAGCUCCCGACUGACAUCAGUGAGGCCGAGGUCAUCAGCCUCGGUCUGCCCUUCGGAGACGUCACCAACCUGCUGAUGCUCAAAGCCAAAAACCAGGCCUUCUUAGAGAUGAACUCGGAGGAAGCGGCUCAGAACAUGGUGGGAUAUUACUCCACACUGGUGCCCAUCAUCAGGCACCACCCGGUCUACAUCCAGUUCUCCAACCACAAGGAGCUGAAGACCGACAACUCCCCCAACCAGGAGAGAGCCCAGGCAGCUCUUCGCGCCCUCACUUCCUCACAUGUGGACGGGGUAGUGGUGGCUCCCAGCACCGUGCUGAGGGUGGUGGUGGAGAACCUGAUCUACCCCGUCACACUGGACGCCCUCUGCCAGAUCUUCUCAAAGUUCGGCACGGUGCUGAGGAUCAUCGUCUUCACUAAGAACAGUCAGUUUCAGGCUCUGCUGCAGUACGCUGAAGGAGCCUCCGCCCAGUCAGCCAAACUGUCUCUGGACGGACAGAACAUCUACAACGGCUGCUGCACUCUGAGGAUCAGCUUCUCUAAACUCACCAGCCUCAACGUCAAGUACAACAACGAGAAGAGCCGCGACUUCACCAGACCAGACCUGCCCAGUGGGGACAGCCAGCCCACCAUGGAGCACCCGGGCAUGAGCGCCUUCACUCCAGGAAUCAUCUCAGCCGGCCCGUACGGAGGAGCGGCCCACGGCUUCCCCCCCGCCUUCACCCUGCAGCCCACAAUGUCCUCCCACUACCCAGGUCUGGUCCCUGGGAUGCCAGGAGGCCUCGCCGCUCUCUCCCUCCCUGGAGCCUCCAGGCUGGGGUUCCCUCACAUCUCUGCAGGAGUCUCUGUCCUGCUGGUCAGCAACCUGAACCCAGAGAGAGUUACGCCCCACUGCCUCUUUAUUCUCUUCGGUGUUUAUGGCGACGUGAUGAGAGUGAAGAUCCUGUUCAACAAGAAGGAGAACGCUCUGGUUCAGAUGUCUGACUGCACACAGGCUCAGCUAGCCAUGAGCCACCUGAGCGGGCAGCAGCUUCACGGGAAGCCUCUCCGCAUCACGCCGUCCAAACACACGAGCGUUCAGCUUCCCCGUGAAGGCCACGAGGAUCAAGGCCUGACCAAAGACUACAGCAACUCUCCUCUGCACCGCUUCAAGAAGCCCGGAUCCAAAAACUACUCCAACAUCUUCCCGCCUUCUGCCACCCUUCAUCUCUCCAACAUCCCGCCGUCUGUGGUGGAGGACGACCUCAAGAUGCUGUUUUCCACAUCAGGAGCCAUGGUCAAGGCCUUCAAGUUCUUCCAGAAGGACCACAAGAUGGCUCUGAUCCAGAUGGGCUCGGUGGAGGAAGCCAUCGAGUCCCUGAUCGAGUUCCACAACCACGACCUGGGAGAAAACCACCACCUCCGAGUCUCCUUCUCCAAAUCCUCCAUCUGAGCCUCAGAGCGUCUGAACCGUGUCCACUACACUCCCAUCAUUCCUACGCACGUCUGCAAGAAACCACCGUGAAGUCUGGUGUGAUGUUAAAUUAUUUUUUUAAACUCAUUUUUAGGUUCUUUUGCCUUCAAAGAGGAUUAGGGGGCAAUUUAAGAAAAAAAGGAGUUUGGGAGGAAGUCAGAAUUCUGGAUUUUUAUGUCGGACGUCGGAAUUCUGAGUUUGUCAGAAAUAAACAGAUGUUCCGAUUAUAGUCAGGAUUUUGAUUAUAAUCGAGUUAUUAGUGCCCUUGUUGGGAAGUUUUUAACCAUUAGCCACUCUUGCCUUUUAGACUUUAAUCCUGCAAUUAAGGUAUUAAAGUUUUCUCCUCAACGCUGACUUCCCGACUUAAAAAAACUCAGAAUUCUCCCUUAAAUCUCAGAUUUCAAGUUGUCCUUAGACGUUCCUAAUCCUCUUCUCUAAAGUUUCCCCCUUCUAAAGUAACGCUUCUAUCUUUUUAAAUGAUCUGCUCUGACAACGUUUGGGAAGUCAAGAAUGUACCCACAAGCAGUCAGAAUCUAGUCCGGCCGCGUUAAGGAAGGCCUCGUUAAGGAAGGCCUCGUUAAGGAAGGCCUCGUUAAGGAAGGCCUCGUUAAGAAGGCUUAGUUUGACCUUCAUAUGAUCCCUGUGCCUUAUUCCUGGAGUCAGAAUGAGCUCGACUUUGACAUGUUAAAAAAAAAAUCUCCCAUCAUGCCUCUGUAAAUUGGCGAAGUGCAGGUUUACAGUUGAUAAAGGUUUACUGUUAAUGUAUUACAGAUAUAUCCUUUUAUGUGUAUUUUAUUGGUGUUUUUCCUUUGUUAGUGUUUUGUACUGCUGGUUACUGUAGCGUCGAACAUGUGAACGGAUUCUGUUGUAGCGGGUUUCUUUAGAUACUCUUUUUGUUCCUCUAUUCCUUUUGAUUUCUUUAUUUCCAUGUAUGCAAUCACGUUUUAUUCAAAUCAAAUAUUGUAGCAAUAUUUUAAUCAUUCCUCAACUUUUACUUGUUGGUUUUUCUUUUUGUCGGUGGCUCGGCGGUUCUUCUCCUGCUGCCUUUUUACAAUCUGACGAAUGUCGCUUUGUUUCUGUCGGGUUUGUGAGUCGCGACGUGUUCGCCUGUCUCGUCUUCUCGCUUCGCCUCUGAACGGUUUUAUUUAUACGUUUGUGAUCCACUACAGCUGAAACCAAAAACGGCCUUUUUUAGAUGCAACAAAUCCGCCUGCCUCAGGUUUCUGGUUUUAAGGACUUCAGAACAAUAACACACAAAGAUGGAAGAUUGUGAGCUGGUUUAGGCUUUGGUGGUGUUUUCCUGUGGGAGGUUUUUAUUCAUUUCUCCACCGCUUCACUGGAUCUCUAUUGCAAACCCAGAUGUAACGUGUGAGUGCCUUCAAACGCAGCGCCGAGUCGGACAUCAGGUAUUAAUUCCUCUUUUACUCCGAGAUGAAAGUUUGACGGAGAAGAAAACCCCGCGGCCGUCACAAAUGUGCUGAAACUAGAAGGUGCUGGUUUGGUUUAUCUGUGUCUUAAUAUUAUUACGUCGACAUUCCAGCUGCUCGUGACGAAGAUUCCCCGAUUCCCCGUUUCCCCUGAGGCGUGAUGCAUUCAAGGCCCCUGGGAGGUUUCAGCAGCUGAGCUUUUAAACAGUUACUGAACAGAAGUCCGGACUCAUUCCAGAGCUUCAGAGAAGGUUCCCAUACAGAGUUAAACUGACUACGUUUCUACGCACAAAAUAAUAUAAUUGACGCCCUUGUUCUGGAUGAAAGACCCUUCCCUCGUAGGCCGUUAGCAUGAAUAUUGUAUAUAAAUGUUUAACUUUUUCCAGUUAGCUGUGCAUUUUCCUAAUAACUCAAAUGUUUUUUCCAACUUUUCUCACCGGUUGUUGAACCUUAAAAUGUGUUGAUAUACAAUUCUUUGAUACUUUGAAAACGUACACAUUCAUACACGUAAAAAUAAAUGAAAUGAUAGAAAAUAAUGAGCUUUGUUUCAAUCAUUCAACUUUGAAUGAGCCAAAUUCAGUCAAACCAAUUGAUGAAACUCAUAUUUUUGCACUGUUACAUGGCUGUACAGUCUAUACUAAGUCACGGCGCAAAACAGUGAACAUUGAACCGGCAACUCUUCAGUUCCCAAGUCUAGAGACUGAGCCGCUGAGCCAAGUAAGGCUCCAAAUAUCAAUACAUAAUAUAAAAUGUAAAUGGCAUCUUUUAAAACUGCAUGUAAGUGUGCAUGUUAAGUAUUUAGUAUUUUUCUUGAAUGUACCUCAUUCCGGUUUCCAUAAUGGAUUUAUUCUUUCCUUCAAUGGCCUUAAUGCAUGUCACAAAUACAAUAUGUUUCAGAAAAGAUCUGCCUGUUACAUUCCCAGUGAGUGUGUAAGAUCAUUUUCACACCGUGUGGAGGAGCUUAAACAUUCACACACACCACAUCAAAACUAAUGAUGUGAGCAGCUGUUUUCUCCCAGUGGACCAAUGAAAACCUGCUGGAUGUAAAUAAUAGUUUUGUUAAUUCUUUCAGAGAUUCCUUUAGUGUGUCUGCCAGAAAAAUGAAAGACACACUGGCAUUAAGUCCUGUAUUUUCUGACGGAUACACAUUCAGUUAUUUCCCAGGGGCCUUGAAUGCAUCACGGCCUCAGUGUGGGGAGAGGCGGGGGGGGAGGGGGAGGAGGGCGGGGGUGUUGAGCUGUACAUACGUGUUUUAUACCACAGUGACGUGUCAGAGCUGAUGGUGGUUUUAUAUCUGAUGUAUAUUUUGAUUCAAAGUGAGCGCCCGGUUCUGAGCCUUUCACUGUUUGUGUCACAAAAACAAGAAGCAGAUUAAAAUCACUUUUUAUCAGAAAACUCUGAAGGCACGAGUCGUCUGUUUAUAUCCAACACUGUUGAUGUUUGUAUGAUGUUGUGAUGAAAAUAAAAAGACGAGAAGCAGAAA
Gymnodraco acuticeps is the source of this 4658-nucleotide messenger RNA. Its product is annotated as polypyrimidine tract-binding protein 1-like. The record is from RefSeq and is a predicted model, not a curated record. Lineage: Eukaryota; Metazoa; Chordata; Actinopteri; Perciformes; Bathydraconidae. The transcript has 16 exons. Bases 147 to 1727 code for a protein of 526 amino acids. Gene Ontology annotation, molecular function: mRNA binding. Gene Ontology annotation, cellular component: nucleus. Gene Ontology annotation, biological process: mRNA processing; regulation of cell differentiation; regulation of RNA splicing.